GGGGGGGUUGAAAGUGCUGCUUUGUGAAUGACGGGAGCGGCGGAGGACAAAAACCAAACUUUACUCAUCAUAUUUCAAGCUGGUGACGCUUUUACGUCAAGCUGAAAAGCUCGGACAGCCCAACAGGCGAUACCUGACCCACAGACACCGACAGAACAAGUCUUACAGAAGCUUCCCUGCCGUGGAGGCAUUUCACAGAAACUGUAACGAUGCUGGUCAGUUUAGCGGGUGCCCUCUGUCUCUGCCUGCUGGGGGCAGUUAGCAGUGACCCCUGCCUCAUCAUCAGCGAGAUCAACGCGGACAACCCCAGACUGGACACUACUGAGUUUGUGGAGCUGUACCACACCAGUGGGCAGCGCGGCUCCCUGGACGGCUACACGCUCGUCUUCUACAACGGCAAUGGCAACAUAGCCUACAAGGUGCUGGACCUUAAGGGCCACUCUACGGACGACAGGGGUUUCUUCUUGGUGGGCUCGGUGGAAAUGCUCCCCAAACCGGCCAUCCUUCUGCCUCCCAACACGGUCCAGAACGGGCCGGACGCCGUGGUCCUCUACCACAGCUCUGCCGCCCGCUACAGCGAAAAGAUGAACGUCACCGCGGUGGGGCUGGUGGACGCCGUCGUCUACAUGACCCGCCGCACCGGGGGCGCCGAGGUUCUGGCCGAGAUGCUGACGCCCGGGGAGCCGGCCUUUGUGGAGGACGAGGCCGCCCUGGAGGGGGACGAGUCCAUCGAGAGGUGCCUGCUCUCGGAGGACCAGUGGGGCUUCAGGGUGUCCUCGCCCUCCCCGGGUCAGCGAAACAACUGCACCCCGCCGGCCACCCCCCCGUCCAUCCCUCUGAUCACUGAGCUGAAGCUCGGCGGAGGACAGGUGCUUGGGUUUGUGGAACUGCUGGAGGCUCCAGAUGCGGGCCCUGUGGUGCUGGUGGUGCUGGAUGGGAAAACGGACACGGUCAGUGUCAGCGUGAACGUGGACCCCUCCAGAAACGGACUGACCUCUGUGACCAUAGAGAAGAAAUUCAUGAAAGGAGAUGAGUCUGGCGCAGUGGCCAUUUACAGUGGCAGAGCUACAGACUUCCCAGUGGGGAGUCCACUUAGCCAGAUACAGCCUCUAGAUGCAUUUGUGUUUGCUGGACCUGGAAACAAGCCAAGUGCCAACCUCACAGAGACGCUCAUCCCAGGCAGACGGCCAUACCAGCUCAGUACCAGGCAAGAAAUUUUGAGAGAGGGAGGCUUCUGUCUCAGCCGCUGUGGUGUGGCUACCUGGACCAGGGAUCCUGGUGUCUUCUGGGAGGCCCCACAAACGCCCGGACAGCCCAACCACUGCCCCUGGCCAAAGAUCUGCCCUCACAGUGUUGUGACUCCUGGGGGUACAGAUUCACCUCCUCAUCUCCCACCCUGGGGGAACAGCGACUUCCUGAUCAAUGAGCUGAACACCGACACGCCCGGCGCCGCCGAGGACGGCGAGUACAUCGAGCUUUGGCAUCCAUCGGGGCGCCGGGUGUCUUUGCAGGGCAUCUGGAUCCUGCUGUUCAGCGCACACAACAACAAACCGUACCGGGAGAUCAGCCUGAGCGGACACUUCACGACGGCCAAAGGCUAUUUUCUGCUGGGCAGCGACCGCUUGGUGCCAGCUCCGUCGCUCCGCCUGCCUCCCAACACCAUCCAGAACGGACCAGACGCCGUGGCUCUGUACCGCAGCCCCUUCGGCCCGCCAUCAGCCACCCAGAGGGGUAUUCCUACCAAGGGCCUGCUGGAUGCAGUGGUGUACCGACAGAGGGGGUCGGACAGGGAGGCACAAGAGCUGAGUAAGGCCCUGACCCCAGGCCAGCUGCCACUGCUGGAAGACCCCGAGGUUCUGCCUGACGACGAGGCUCUGAGCCGCUGCAGAGGCCUCUACCCCUUUGACCUGUCCGCCUUCUCUGUGGCCCCCCCCACCCCUCUGAGGGAAAACAGCUGCCCUCGCCCUCCUCCGGCUCCUGAGGGUGUUGUCAUCAGUGAGGUGGUCAGUGCGCACUGGACCUCUCACAGCCAGCAGAGGGGCUACGUGGAGUUGCGCGGGCCGCCCAUGACGGAGCUGCAGGGCCUGGUCCUCUCCGUGUUCGAGCAGGGCCGCAGCGGGACGGUGAUUGCCCUUCCCCUGACUGGAUCUCUGGACCACGAAGGCUUUUAUGUGGUUGGAAAUGUCACCGAAGCAGAUCAAAGCUUCCCGGUGGGCUCCACUGUGCCGGCCCGGGGAGCAGUAGUCCUGUGCUAUGACCUGUUCAGCGUCUGUAGGGCCGGCACUGCACUGACCAAUUCCAGCCUCAGGGAUGUACUGGUGUUCAGUGAGAACCAGCAGCUGCUGUCCUCCCUGUCCACCACCAGGGGGAGACAAGUCAUGCCUGCGCUACGGUCAGUGAGAGACGGUCCCAUCUCUCUCAGCCGGUGUUCAUGCUGUGAGGUUAGGAGCCCCUCAUCCUGGACCAGCUCGUCUCCCACCCCUCACAGCACCAACCUCUGUCCGAGCCCUGCCUUCUCCAGUCAGAUCGACCUUUGUCUUGGACCACUGUCAAAAGAUUGGCAAGAGCAGUCAGGAGAUUGUAAUAGUUUAAUUCAUGGGAAAAAGGUGGCAGAAGUGGCUGACUACUUGGAGCAGAGAUGUCACUGUGGCAUCUCUGCAUUGUAUCUGCAAGGAGCCAACUUCUCUUGCAUGUCUGGGUGGCUGCGAGUGUGGGGAAACAUCCAGGCGCUGUCGGACCACCAGAAGACCCUGAUCCUCCAGACCUCACACAUGAAUCCCUCCCCUGCUCAGGCAGACGCCUGUUCCUCCCCCACCACCGGCCGCCACACAGGCGCAGCUUCUGCCCUGGGGCUGCAGAUUGGGCUGAUAGUGGCAGUACUCCUCCUGCUGGCGUUAGGCGCCAUUCUGUUGACAUAUUUCUACAGAAGGAGGCGUCCGCUGGACUAUUCCACCAUGGAGCUGAGUGAACAUGCCGAGGGGCUGUCUGAUCUAUAAUCCAGUGUUUUAAUCAGCAUGUGUCCAUCUGGCAGCGCUUGUUGGUUUGGGAAGACUGAGCGGGAAACAGACAAGGGUAAUCAGAGGCUGGGGUGAUGUGUACAUAACUGAUUGUGCGGCUCUUCUGAAACAACUGCCACCAGAAGUGUCCUUCUCUGUCUCUUUGGGAGAUCACUGCUGAUAGUGACUUUGUUUUUGAAGAGUGUGACAGGAUACAUUGUGACAUGUUGCCUGGAUUCAGUGACAUGAAAUCUGGACGCCAAGAUGGUAAAAUAUUUUUGGAUGUAGGUACAAUCUUUUCCUGUGAACACUGUUUGCCUGUCUGGAAAAUUAAGAAGAAAGGGAGUGUUUCUUUUUUAGGUUUGUUUUUUUUCUUAAAUACCUGAAUGAGUCCUAAGUGCUUAUUGUUGGUGACUUGUAUAUGUAUAAAGCCUUUCAAUUUGACCAAGCCUUUGAUCUAUGCAGGAUGCUCCGCUGGUGUUGCAGUGAUUUAACAUCAUGCUUUAUUAUUAUGAUAUUAGUUCAGCUCACGUUUAAUCUUCAAAAUGAAGCCCGCUUCCUUUCCUGCGUCUUGUCUCGGUCCAUACUAGGUAGUAGUCACUCAGAGGGAUUGGUUUUCCCCUAAAUGUGAAAGUCUCUAACUUGUCCGAUUAGUUUCUAACCACUUGUUUGUGCUUGCUCUAAGCAGACUGUUUACAUUUAUCCAGAUUUGAAAAUGAGAAGAGAGGGAUGUGUAUAGCUGAGGUCCUUACUUAAAUGAAGAAUGUUUGUGAUGGCAUAUAAAGCUGUUUCCCGUGUUUGCCCAGAAGAAUCUCCUGUGCCUUUCCUCCCUGCUGAGCAGAUUGCUCUGUCGUUACUAUGGACAGUACCACUUUUUUGUUUCUUUCCUCGUCUGUUGAGUUGCACGGAAGUCUAGUUUGUUUGCAUAAAUGACCUCGGUGGGAUGUUCUCCUUCGUCUGUUUGUCAAGCAGACUUAACCCUGUGAAAAUGAAACUAAUUAACGGUGCGUUAACAGAAGUGCUGCUGCUUCCAUGUGACUAGUUUCUUUUUAAAAGCAGACCAGCAAAGACAGAUUAGGCCUUUUUGGGUUUCGCUGUAAAGAAAAAAAAAAAAAGGGUUCCCCUUUGUUGUUUCUUAUGCAUUAAGAUUAAAUGUAUUUUAAUGUAAACUUAAAUAUUUUACAUUUUGUGUAAUAUGGUGUCUGUAAAAAGCAAAUGUUGUCACUCUUGAUUGAAAUGUCCUGAACAAGCUAGGGGGUUUAAAAAAAGAAAAAGUUUGAGUGAACACAGUUUAGUACGAUACUUUCAGGUGACGCCAUGGAAGUUUUUAUCAUGUUUUUUUUAAACAAAUUUUCCACCUAUAGCUCAAGUUCAUUGUUACAAAAAUGUUACAAAUCAGUAAGAGAAAACAGGAAUUUACAGAUGUUUUUCACUGUCCCACACAGAGAACUCACACACUGAACAACAUGUAACAUGAAACACUGGAAAAAUCUCCAGAGGUCAAGCCAUUUGGUCCAUUCUUCUAAUGUCAUGCACAUGUUGAAAUAAACUAUUUUCUUAAAUGUGCAGUAAGGUUUUUACCAACUGCUUUGUCACA
Messenger RNA from Menidia menidia (Atlantic silverside), 4593 nucleotides. NCBI's taxonomy places the organism in Eukaryota, Metazoa, Chordata, Actinopteri, Atheriniformes, Atherinopsidae. The record is from the annotation of a GenBank genome assembly.